Messenger RNA from Rhodamnia argentea, 1062 nucleotides. Its product is annotated as desiccation-related protein PCC13-62-like. The record is from RefSeq and is a predicted model, not a curated record. The transcript is spliced from 3 exons. The coding region runs from base 10 to 963 and encodes 317 amino acids. NCBI's taxonomy places the organism in Eukaryota, Viridiplantae, Streptophyta, Magnoliopsida, Myrtales, Myrtaceae.
AUUCCAUGCAUGCAUUGCUUCCGCUUUCCACACAGUAUAAAGACAUCUCACACCAAAAUGAGAAACCCGUCUUUUUUCUCCUCCUUCUUCUUCCUUCUGCUUCUCUCUCACAAGGUCACCUGCGACUCGCAUUGCGAUCCCAUCGAAGCCAGCGAUGUCGACCGGGUGCAAUUCGCCAUGAACCUGGAGUUCUUGGAGGCCGAGUUCUUCCUGCAGGGCUCGCUUGGCCAAGGGCUUGACAGCUUCGCCCCGUACUUGGCCCAGGGAGGUCCGCCGCCGGUCGGGGGAGCGAAGGCCAACCUCGACCCCGUCACCUAUCGCAUCAUCGAGGAAUUCGGUUAUCAAGAAGUUGGCCAUCUCAGGGCUAUCUACACGAGAAUUGGUGGAAUCCGCAGGCCUUUGCUAAAUCUAAGUGCCCAGAAUUUCGAAGCGAUAUUUGAUCAAGCCGUGGGUCACAAACUGCAACCUCCAUUCAAUCCAUAUAGAAGUACUGUGAACUAUCUCUUAGCAUCUUAUCUUAUCCCCUACGUGGGACUCGUAGGUUAUGUGGGCACCAUCCCACGUCUCGAAACCUACAAUUCCAAAAGCUUGGUUGCAUCGCUGUUGGGCGUUGAGUCGGGCCAGGACGCGGUGCUAAGGACGUUGCUGUACGCACGUGCGGACGAAAAGGUCGUACCCUAUAACAUGACCGUGGCCGAUUUCACUGGCCGUCUGUCGGGGCUCAGGAACAAGCUGGCCAUGUGCGGGCUGAAGGAGGGCAUCAUGGUCCCCAAGGAGCUGGGGGCUGAGAACCGAACCACGAGCAACGUGUUGUCGGCGGAGGUGGACUCAUUGUCGUACUCGCGGACACCGCCGGAGAUGCUAAGAAUAAUCUAUGGCAGUGGCAGUGAAUACAAGCCCGGUGGGUUCUAUCCGGAUGGAGGAAACGGGCGUAUAGCUCAGAGUUUCUUGAAGAAAGAUUAAGGGAUAUAGUGAUGCAUGCUAAUUGAGAAUAAUGAAACACUGCUUUUCCUAUACUCGUUACGUCCCACAAUAAUAAAUGAUUACCUUAUCAUAUUUAAC